GCAACACAAGCCGCCCAGACGGCACAGGCAAUGGGCCAGGCACCUGGGAUGGACGCAGUCCUUGGUGCAACGGAGCGCGCCGCUCAAGCGGCGGAGGCGCAGGCGAGCGCCACCAAGCAGAAUUACCUCGUGAAGGCCAUCAAGGUGAAGAGCUGGAGACCCAGCAACAGAGAGGAGGAGCUAAGAAGUUGGAGGGACUGGUUCUUCCAGUUCUGCACGUGGCUGAAUGCCACAGACAACAAGUAUGAGGAGGAGGAGGUCGGCCUCAUUGAUCUAGAUACCCCCUGCGACCAUGAGAUCAUGCCGAAUGACUCGGUGGAGCGCAGCCAGCGUGUGUAUGGUGUUUUGUGUUCCCUAGUCAAGGGAAGACCUCUCCUCAUCAUACGGGGCCUGGAGAAGGAGAAGAACGGCUAUGAGGCCAUCAGGACCCUGGCCAGCGUGAAGCAGUUGGCCAUGUGGAGCUUCAAGGAGGGGAGCGGGCUUCAUGAGCAGCUUAUCGCCUACGAGGAGGCGGUCCGCACCUACGAAAGCACGAGCGGAAAGAAGUUUCCCGAGGACUUGUCGGUUGCCACCAUCGUCGGCAACCUCAGUGAGCCUCUCAAGUCGCAAAUUCAGCUAAGGUUGUCGGACAAGACGCGGUACACGGAGGAGGUGACCAAGGUCAAGUGUACAACCUAUGGACGUGGACAUUGUGAAGGGCGAGAAGGGCAAGAAGGGCGAGAAGGGCAAGAAGGGAAAGGACAAAGGAAAGUCCAAAGGCAAAGGCGGCGACAAGUGGAACAACCAUGGCCAGUGGAAGGGCCAGGGCGAGGAAGGGACAGCCGGGUUGGAAAGGAGGCGGCGCCGGCAAUGGCCACAAGUUUCCAGGGCAGUGCCACAACUGCGGAAAGGCCGGCCAUUGGAAGAACGAGUGCCCUCAUGCACCCUCUGCGGGGAAAGGGCAACAAGAUUCAGCAGGUCGAGGACGGCGCGGCAUCCAUGGCACCUUCCUCGAACGACCUCCGCCUUUACCAGCGCAAUGGCUUACAGGACUCCGUCUGUGCAGCAAGUCCGGGUUGCUACUUGAUGUUUGACGUCAGCGAGGAGGGCGACUUCGAGGGGUUUUCCUUGGACGGCCAAGAGGUGCUCAUGAUUUCGGCUGAGGGUGUUUUCGGGAAUGCCGAGGUGUUCCCCAUGGACUACUCCGACGGCGACGGUGAGUGGGAGUACAGCCCCUGGACCGGGAGGUGGAGCGAGAAGAUUCAGAUGGUCCAGGUCUGCAGCCGGGACAAGAAGACCUUCUCGGCUGAGGUGGUUGUGGACUUAGUCGGGGCGCGGACGUGUCGGUGGCACCGCUGGCUUACAGGCCUGCGAGAAGGUGGCGCCAUGGAACAACUCAGCGUGGUUACGCAGGACGCCCACCAG
Molecule: messenger RNA, 1404 nt
Organism: Symbiodinium sp. CCMP2456
Lineage: Eukaryota; Dinophyceae; Suessiales; Symbiodiniaceae
Source: the annotation of a GenBank genome assembly